Molecule: messenger RNA, 3483 nt
Organism: Linum trigynum
Lineage: Eukaryota; Viridiplantae; Streptophyta; Magnoliopsida; Malpighiales; Linaceae
Source: the annotation of a GenBank genome assembly
ACCAAAACCAGUUUCCCUACCUCUUACUGCCAGGAGAAGAUGAACUUCCCUAUCUAUCCGAGACAGUGCUGCAGUGAAUCUUUAACAUAAUAUUCUUCACCAAACAAAACUCUAGGAGCAACAUUCAUGAAACCCCACAAUGAAUCUUUAACAUAAUACAAGAACAGAACAGACCGAAGGGAACACCGAACACAUAACUGCUAAAACACGAUGUAUAUUACAAGAACAAAGCAGCUUAGUCAGGGAGAAGUCGAGAGGGAUCAGUUCACACUGCCCUCUGUUUCCGCAAAAUUUCUUACGGUGAAGGAGAGAGCUGACGGUGAAGGAUGGAAGGGGAUGUGCGUCGGCAUUGUCGUAUAAGCUGAGGAUGAUUUCGUGGGUGUGUUUACACCCUAAAAAUAAUUUGGUUUUAGAUAUCGCCGACGUCGCGAGAUUAACGACACCGGUGAUAAUUAAUUUCAGCGGCGUUGAUACCUAAAAAUAAUUUGGUUUUAGAUAUCGCCGACGUCGCGAGAUUAACGACGCCCAGGUGAUAAUAAAUUUCAGCGGUGGUAUUUGGUUUUCGCGUCGAAAUAAUUUGGCACACCCGGUGGGACGCGUGUGUUUGAUGUGAAUACGGCUCCGCGUCGAGGAAAACAAGAUCGUGAUCUUCCACACGCACCUGUGGAGAAGGAGGCACCCGACAUUGAAGUUGGUCACGCGAACGAGGCAGAUAGACGUCGCGAGAUUGAUUAUCACGAUCUUGUUUAGUGGUGGUGUUUGUUUGAGUUAAAAUUUGAAAUUUAAUUUUGGACAAUUACGAUAAAUUGUGUAUUAAACAUUUAAACUUGUAGGACAACAAAUAAUAAUUUUAUGACAACAAAUAAUAAUGUGAUGAUUGUACCUAUAGUUUUUGUACAAAUUCUUUUAUGGUACAAGUUGAACUUGUACCUUUAUGUGAAGUUGUACCAUAACAUAAUUGUACAAAUUGCUUUAUGGUACAACCUGAACUUAUACAUUUAACGUUAUAGUACAAUUUUAAGUUGUACAUUAAAACACCAAUACUUUAUAGUAUACUAGAAUUGCUGGUGAUUUUGCUAUUACAAUUACGAGAAAAAGGCAAACCAAAAAUUAUUUUAAGGAUUAGGGUUUGUUUUGCGUCUUGCUCCCCGGCUCUCUCCUUUUGGUGUCCCCAAAGUUCUUUUGCCAACAGCAGCAAUGGCGACCAGGAUUUUCCGCUGGACAGACCUCAUUAUUACAAGGCCACCGCCGUCCCCUUCCCCAAUCAGCAAACUGCUGGGAGGCGAAGAUCUCCUGAUAGAAAUUCUUAGCCGCCUCGGCGACACAAGAUCUGUAUGGCGAUGCAAAUCCGUCUGCAAGCGAUGGAACUCACUCAUCUCCGCUCCCUACUUCUCUCGCCGUUUCGUUUCCCGGAGCCGGUCCGUCAAUGCGGAGCCGCCUCUUCUGAUCCCCUCGGGCGUCCGGGGACCGAUCUGGAGCUUCCUCCCGGUCCCCGAAGAAAUUCCCUUCGGAGCCAUCGUUCUAGAUUGCGCCGAGGACCUGCUCCUGCUCACGUUCGAGGAUUGGAGCGGGAAGAACCAUCUCGAAUUGCGAAGGUCGUACUUGGUCUGCAAUCCGUUUACGCAGCAGUGGGUCGCCCUGCCUCUAGCCCCCGAGAGGUCGGCUAAAUCGAUUGCGAGAAUAUUAGUUCGCGAUCGGCAGCCUGCCUCUAAUUCGAGGAGGAUUCUGAACUUGGACGACGGAAAAGAAGUAGCAUCUCCUGAUCAUUGCGGCUACGAAUUCUGCGUCGUGAUCAUGUCCGACUUGUAUUCGGAGCUGGACGUGUUCUAUUCGAGAUCUCGGAGCUGGAGCAAAUCACCUGUCGAGGGAUCGUUGAUUUCGUCGUCAUGGGACAUUGCGGUUUCUUGGAAUGGGAAGUUGUAUUGGAAGAAUCGUCACAGAGGAUUGCUUGUUGGGUGGAAUCCUUUCGGCCUAUUCGACGACGAAGAUGAUGAUGAUGAUAUUCGUCAUAUAUCAUUACCCCCAGCUUUAAUUAGUGCGAAUCAUUUGGAAUCUUCAUCCACCGUUUGGGUCUCGCAAGGUGUUCUGCACAUGAUUCUGCGGGAAAAGAUGUACAAAGAAGAUGAUUAUUUGAGCGUGUGGAGAUUAGAUGAAGGAGGAGUGGGUUGGAGGAGAAGGUACAGUAGAGUGUCGUUGAAGAAGUUAAUUUGUGAUAGUCGUGUGUUUAGAGGGUCGAAGCUCGACAUAUAUAGCCCGGUCGCCAUUCAUAUAGAGAAGCCGGAAGUUGUGUUUCUGCUGAGUUCUGUUCGUGGGAAGACGGCUAUCAUUUCCUGCAACUUGAAGAAGAAAGAGCUGGGGUUAUUCGCUUAUCAAAGAGAUUGUGCGCUGGACUACCAUGUGUUCCAGCCUAGGGUUACUGUCUGGCCUACUCCGAUUCCAAAUUACGAGGAAUUGCGAGGUGCCUAUAAUGGAAGCUUCAGUUGUUGGAUUCAACCGAGCGAACAAUCAACAUCGUAAGAAAAUGAGGAAUCGUUACAGCGAAGUUUUGUACAUACAUUCAAGUGAAUUUUUGUUUAUCUUAUGGAAGAUUUAUAUUAUAAAUAUAAGUUCUAUAUAAAAAGACGUAUCAGUUCCAGCUGCGAGUGGAAGCUGGGAAUUUGUUUGCUAUAUAUUUCACUAAACAGCUUUAGCUAGUAGUCUCCCAAGUAUUAUAGUUGGUUAAUCAAAUGUGAUGUAAACAUGUGUCCAUACUUUUCCAAUAAGUUUGGAUUAAAUGUUCCACCAACAAGAUAUUUCAGUAGACUAAAAAAACUUUAAGUGUUCCCAUUAAUGUAUCAGCUUAUGAAAUUGACAUUGUUGCUACUUGUACUGACUGCCCGACAAACCGAGCCGGUUCGAUGCCAUGGUUGUGGAUUGCUUCAGGGACUUGCUCUUGCUCAAACUAACAAGGUAGACUCGUGAUGAUGAUGAAUUGGACAGGACGUACUUGGUGUGCAAUCCGUUUACGCAGCAGUGGGUCGCCCUUCCUUUAGCCCCUAGGUUUAAGAAGUGCACUUGAACAAGUUGAUUCGUAAUGGUGGUGAAUUCGAUGAUGGGAUGAUCCUGUCCAUUAACGGAGUACUUGGUGUUCAUUCAGAGAAGUUCUGAAAUGGUGUUUUUGAGAAGUUAUUCCGGUGGGGAGUGGGUUAGGAUUCUUUGUUGCAAUAUGAGAAUGGAUGAGACAGAGGUGCUCACCGAACACAUACCGGUUUACGACGUAUUUCAGCCAAAGGUUACUCUUUGGCCUACUCCGAUUCCGGACUACGAGAAAUUGCUUGGAACAUACAACGGAAGCUAUGAUCAUUGGUUCCAGCCGAGCAAACAAUCGACCUCGUAAAAAUAGGGAAGCACUAGUAUUACAGCGAGAUUUUAUUUUUAUUUUUUUCGGUUUUUUUCUAUUUUAUUUGAAGGUUUUUCUUAUAUAAGUAAAGUUAUAUUUUAUAG